Messenger RNA from Aspergillus viridinutans, 1545 nucleotides. Its product is annotated as hexadecenal dehydrogenase. The record is from RefSeq and is a predicted model, not a curated record. Gene Ontology annotation, molecular function: aldehyde dehydrogenase (NAD+) activity. Gene Ontology annotation, biological process: aldehyde metabolic process. Gene Ontology annotation, cellular component: cytoplasm. The coding region runs from base 1 to 1545 and encodes 514 amino acids. Lineage: Eukaryota; Fungi; Ascomycota; Eurotiomycetes; Eurotiales; Aspergillaceae. The transcript is spliced from 4 exons.
AUGGUUGCGUCGGACAUUCCCCCACUUCAAUUUACUUCUAUUGAAGAUAUCCAGGAGCGCGCCUCGAGACUGCGCAAGUCGUUUCUGGAGCACAAGACGCGCGAUGUCGAAUUUCGGUUGAAGCAGCUUCGCAAGCUCUAUUGGGCUAUCAAGGACCAUGAGGAGCAGAUCGUCGAGGCCUUGGCCCAGGAUCUGGGCAGGCCACGUUUCGAGUCCGAAGUCUCCGAGACCUUAUGGAUGGAGAAUGACAUUGUGUUUGUGAGCCGGAAUCUUCACAAGUGGGUUAAGGAUGAGAAGGCCGAGGAUAUCGACCUUAACUACAAAUUCAUGAACCCUAAGAUCCGUAAAGACCCGCUGGGUUGUGUUCUGGUUAUUGGUGCUUUCAACUUCCCCUUUCAGUUGACUCUUGGACCGGUCAUUGGCGCUAUUGCUGCUGGUAAUACUGUGGUAAUCAAGCCUAGUGAGAAUGCUCCCAAGAGCGCCGUCGUCAUGCAGCAGAUUGUGGAGGCCUCCCUCGACCCGUCAUGCUACACAGUGGUUCAAGGUGGACCCUCGGAGGUUCAGGCCUUGCUUGCCGACCGAUGGGACAAGAUAUUCUUUACCGGGGGCGCCAACGUCGGUCGUAUCAUCGCCAAAGCAGCCGCUCCUCAUCUGACACCCGUUGUGCUGGAACUGGGAGGCAUCAACCCCGCCAUCAUCACCAAGAAUGCCAACCCUCGACUGGUCGCGCGCCGUAUGCUAUGGGGUAAAACGCUGAAUGCGGGCCAGAUUUGCACAUCGCAGAACUACCUCUUGGUCGACAGAGCCAUCUUGCCGGCCGUGGUUGAGGAGUUCAAGAAGGCCUACAAAGAAUUCUACCCCCAGGGCGCUAAAGCAUCACCAGAUUACUCUCGCAUCAUCAAUGAGGGUGCCUUCCGUAAACUCAAGUCCAUGAUCGAUAACUCCAAGGGAAAGAUCCUCAUGGGAGGAACCAUGGACGAAAACGAAAGAUUCAUCGAACCGACCCUUGUUCAGGUCGACUCGACCGACGACUCUCUGAUCAUCCAGGAGAGCUUCGGCCCAUUGAUGCCCAUCCUUCCCGUCGACAACCUCGAAGAGGCCGUCAAUAUCGCCAACAGCAUCCAAAGCACCCCCUUGGGUGUAUACCCCUUCGGUAACAAGGCUGAUACCGACAAGAUCCUUGCCAUGACUCGCUCGGGCGGAGCUGCCGUCAACGAUGCCGCCCUGCACAUCCCCACCCUUCCCUUCGGUGGUGUCGGUGAGAGUGGUCACGGCGCCUACAGAGGAAAGGCCAGUUUCGAGGUCUUCGUGCAUCGCCGCCCCAUCACCACCAGCCCGGGCUGGCUCGAGGCGAUCCUUUCCAUCCGGUACCCCCCGUAUGCCGGCAAACUGAGCAAGUUCAAGGUCGCCAGUACCUUGGUGCCCGAUUUCGAUCGCGAAGGCAAUAAGCUUCGGUUCGGCUGGCUGCGCACCAUCCUCACGCUCGGCGGCGGAACCGCGAAGGCUGGCGCUGGCAGGGCCGUAGCUGUUGCAGCCGGUGAGUAA